Hemicordylus capensis (graceful crag lizard) is the source of this 4514-nucleotide messenger RNA. It is a transcript of the gene TEX14, whose product is annotated as testis expressed 14, intercellular bridge forming factor. Bases 16 to 4329 code for a protein of 1437 amino acids. Gene Ontology annotation, cellular component: midbody; kinetochore; intercellular bridge. Gene Ontology annotation, biological process: attachment of spindle microtubules to kinetochore; protein phosphorylation; male meiotic nuclear division. Lineage: Eukaryota; Metazoa; Chordata; Lepidosauria; Squamata; Cordylidae. Gene Ontology annotation, molecular function: protein binding; protein kinase activity; ATP binding. The record is from RefSeq and is a predicted model, not a curated record. The transcript has 28 exons.
GAGCCAGCAUUCGCCAUGGGGACUCCUUGGAAGCUGGGGUGGAGGGCAGGAGCGGGGUGGGGGGACCGGCGCUCAGCUGCGCAGGAAGCAGGAGCCCACCCGGCGGCGCCCGCUUUACCCGCCGGAACCGCGCAGGGACGCGCGCAGGCAGGCAGCGGCGGGGCGACGCCGCUUUUGCAGUCGAAGCCGGGGGUCGCCGCCAACGGCCGGGUUCCUCGACGGUUGGGCAAAGGAAUCGCCGCCGGCAGGGAGAAGAUGGCCCACCCUGCCCUCCCCAUCCCCUGCCCGGUCCGAUUAGGGUGGCUGAAGGAGGACUCCCCGGAGGCCCAGCUGCACCAGUACGUGAAGCAAGGCAGCUACCUGAAGGUCAAGAAACUCCUCAAGAAAGGGGUCUGUGCAGAUUCGGUCAACUCCUUGGGGCAGACGGCCUUGUUCAUCUCAGCCUUGCUGGGCCUCGAGAAACUGGUCGAUGUCCUCCUCAAUUAUGGCUCGGACCCCAACCACCGCUGCUACGACGGGAGCAGUCCGGUCCACGCCGGGGCCUUCUCGGGCAACCAGGCCAUCCUCAGCAAGCUGCUGGACGCGGGCGGAGACCUCCGCGUCCAUGACAAGAACGGAAGGACUCCCCAGACCUGGGGUCUGAUGGCAGGGAAGGAGAGCAGUGGCCAGAUGUUGGAGUUUAUCCAGCGCUGCACGUCGCACAUGCAGGCCACCCUGCAGAAUUACUCCUCCGACUUGCUCCGGAAGGUGGACUCACCCCGAGCUCUGGUCUGCAGCCCUUCCAAGUUUGGGGGCCUCACGCAGGGGCCGGCUGACAGCCCGCUGGGAAGGUUCCUGAAAGGGGGAAGCAGCUCGUCCCGAAACAUUUACAGCUUUGGCUUUGGGAAGUUCUCUCUCUCAGGCAGCCGGCAGCUGGGUUACUUGGCUUCGCUCCCGAUCAUCGCGGACAAAGAGGUGGUCCAGGCCGACGACGAGCCAAGCUUCUCCUUCCCCACCGGGCCCUACAUGGUCAUGACCAACUUGAUGUGGGGUGGGAGCCGAGUCACCGUGAAGGAGCUGAGCGUGAAGCCCCACCAUCACUGCAGCAAGCUGCGUCUGGGUGACCUCCUCCUCGCGGAACAGGAGUACAGCAGCAAACUCCGCCACCCCCACUUGCUGCAGCUGAUGGCCGUCUGCCUGUCCAGCGACUUGGAGAAAACCCGCCUGGUCUUUGAGCGCGUGAACUUUGGCACCCUCUACAGCAUCCUUCACGAGCGGCGCUCGGAGUUCCCCAUCUUGCAUGUGGAGACGAUUGUGCACCUGCUGCUCCAGGUGAACGACGCCCUGCGCUUCCUGCACCUGCGGGGCUUUGUCCACCGCACCCUCAGCUCCUACGCCAUCCUGGUCGUGCUAGCCGGGGAGGCCAAGCUCACCAACCUAGAGUACAUGAUCGAAAGCAAGGACGGCGGGGAGCACAGCGACUUGACCCGGGUGCCCAUCCCCUGCCAGCUCUUCAAGUGGUGUGCGCCCGAAGUCGUCCUGGAAAGGGCUGCGACAGCCAAGUCCGACAUCUACAGCUUCUGCGCGGUGAUGCAGGAAGCGCUGACAGAUACGGUUCCCUGGAACGGACUGGAAGGCUCGGCCGUGAGGGACCUUGUGACUUCUGGGCAGUGCCUGGAGGCUGAUGCCCGCCUCCCCAAGCCCUUCUACGACAUUGUGAAGACUGGCCUGGAGGUCCGGCAGAAGGACCGCUCCAUGACCCUGCAGGACAUCCGCUACAUCUUGAAGAAUGACCUGAAGGAUUUGAUUGAGUCUCGCAGAAACCAUCCCGGCGAUAAUGUGGGCGCACCAAAGACGGAAGCCCGUCCAGACAUCAACAUCUACUUGCCGUCCGUCUCAGCGGUCCAGGUCCAGCUGCCGGGAGAGGAGGCCGCCCGAGUGGCCAGGAGCUUCACCGUGUCCCGGUGUGCCGUUUCCUCUCCGAAAAUGGAAGCCGUGGCGGCCCUCCGCCAUGCCGAGCCGUGUGAGGGCUGGGAGACGGCGCUGGAGGUCCAGGCCGGCGACAGCGACGGGGACAGCAGCCUGAGCAGCUUCGAGAUCAAUGAGAUCUACACCUGCUACCCGGAGCUGUGUGCGGAGUUGUGCGCGGCCGAGGAAGAGGAAGAGGAGCAGGGGGCUGAGCUGGGCCCAGCAGGAGCCCCCAGGGAAUCCCCAGCCGCCCCAGGGGCCUGGGGGGCCGAGGGCCCGCCGCAGCCGUCGGGCGGCAGCGGGGAAGAGGGCUCUUCCGAGGCGGAAGUGGGCUACAGCGUGGAGGAGCUGAGCCCCACGGCCCAGGCCCUCCACUCCGCCGGAAGUGGGGGCCCGGAGGCCCGGAGGAGCCAGCCCCCGCUCGGGCUUCACUUCGGCAAGUGCGUCCUGGACCUGAAGAUCUCGCAGACGCUGCUGCAGCAGGCCGAAGGCUCGCUCUGCCGGACGCAGGAGCAGCUGGAGAGCCUGGGGAGGCCGCCCCUGGCGGGGGCCCCCUGGGAGCAGUACUCCCCCUUCCCGUGCGGCCUCGAGGCCCCCUGCAGUGGAGCCAGCACCCUCCUGUGGAAGGCCGUGGGGCCCCCCUCCAGGGCCUACACCCCGCCCCCGCUGCGGGUCCUGGCCCACCAGCCCCCCCAGGCCAGAGGGCCCCCCAGCAGGAACCAGGAUGCCGUCUGCUGGAGCGAGGCCGGCCCCGAGGCAGCCCCCAGCCCUGGCGAUGGAGCCCAGCCAGGCUACCAGCACUUGUACCCCGGCGUGUCAGCCCGGAGGAGGAGGCGGACCGUCCAGACGCUGCGAGACAACACGCCCAGCCCCACCAGGGACGGCCUCAGAGAGGCGGACAGAAUCUCUCCGAGAUCAGCCUCUGAAAUCUACGAGGCCAGCUUGAGGAGCGAGGAGAGGCGGAUGGCACAGACGGAGUGGACCACGGAAGUCAAGCAGAUGGCGAAGAAAGCGGCCUCGGGGCUGCUGGGCCUCCCUGCCCAGUACCCCCCCAGCGAGUGGACCUCGGAGAGCGAGGCCGAGAGCGCCAAGGAAGCCUCCGGCGGCUGCAACAACAAGGAGCACCUCAAGUCUGGCUGGCGGAAGGCGGAGGCGGGAAGGCCCUGGGCGGGGCGCGGGCUCGGAGACCACAAGCCCACCUGGGCCAGCGAGGAAGAGGAGAGCGACCUCCUGGAGGCGGCCCUGAAGAGAUUUGUGGGAGCCGAGAAGCCAAGCCGGAGUGGCCCCUUUCCAGCCUCUGAGGUGCAGAUUGAGUGUGGGGUGGCCUUGCACAGGAGCCCAGCCGUUUCUGUCGUCGCAGAGGACUUGUGCGGAGGGCAGCCAGAAGGCCUGUAUUGCUCGCCGUCUUCCUCUCUUGACGUGUCCGAGGAGUUCUUCACCCCAGAUCCAGACUUCUUCUUCUGCUCUCCCGUUCCUCAGGAGGAUUUAGCACUAGAGAGCUUAAGUGCUGAAGAAGAGGAGGAGGAGAACUUGAGAAUAACCCAUGACAUCGGUGAGCUGGAAGAAGGCUUGGAAGUCACCCAAGAAAUCUGCGGGCGGAAAGAAUUCCCCGUGGACGCACAGAAAGCUCAAUUCUCGAGCACGUUUUGCUGUUUGUAUUCAGGAGGGAAGCCAUCUCUCUGCAGCAUGGAAGCGAAGCAUUUCCACGGCGCUGCACCAGGAGGGGAUCUGUUUACACCUGCAGCCAGCAGACCCGGAGCCGUGCAAGGCCGGAGACCUGAAGAGGUGCUGCCAGCAGAGUUCAGAGAGGAGGGCAUGUCGCUUCCGGAUAUCCGGGACUUGUCCAGCAUCUCCUGCGAGGACUCCUGUAAGCAAACGGCCUGCAAGACACCCAAAAGUGCCCUCUCGCCGGCGGACGCCAGCACCCCCGUCAGCCCAGGUUCCAAGCUGUCCUCGACGGUCACGAAAUACAAGGACUUCUGCGUCAUGACGAUCGACACCACCAGCUGGAGCAGCCAGGAGGCCUCCCCCCGGGGACUCAGCACCUUCCCCACAGCCUGCGAGAAGGGGACCGGCAUGGAGAUGCCCCCUGGCCUCCAGCAGCCAUUGGCCGGGCUCUCCGAACCCAGGGUCUUCUUGGAGCCCACCACCCAGCCACUCCUGCCAAGGAGUCAGACCGUAUCUGGGAGCGCGUUUCUGGCCGCCCGGCAAGUUGGCCCUGAGCAGCUGGAGCUGGAAGCCCACGAGCUGGUGGAGAGGACGCUGCAAGCGAGCCGAGGGGAUUCCAGCCUCUGGGCCCAAGAGACGUCGGACCCGGGAGAAGAGACGCAAAGGUACAAGGGCUCAUUCCUCCCUGGACCACGUUUUGGAAGGAAUUCUUGACAGCCGUGACCUUCCCGAAGAGGAGCCGGGCCCUGCCAGCAGGGAGCCAGUCCGUACGCACUGCAGAAACGUUGAGAUGGCGGGGAGAGAGGAGGAGGAGGAGGAGAGCAGCGCCGGAGAACCUGAAGCCCGUGCCAGAAAUGCCGAAGGUCUUUCUUGAUCCAUAAAAGAAACACUGAACUGUG